CAGGUAGGCAAAUAAAGAGAGAGGACCAAACUGCUGCUCAUCUACCCUUCUUUAUGCCCAACAGAGGUACACACAGUGUUUACUUUCAUGAGGGCCUGUUGCUUUUUUUGGGGAAGUGGUUUGGGGAGUAGGUCUGAUAAGUGUCAAAUUUCCUGCUUCAAAACUGGAUCUAAUCAAAAAAGGGUCCCUCAAGUUGCAGUGUGAUGAACUGCAUUUAUUUUUUAAAAAAAUAAAUAAAUAAAUAAAUAAAUAAAAAAGACUGAUAUUUCGAUUCUGCAGUUUUCUAUGGAUUCUAUCCUUCAUUCCACCGGAGUCUGUGUCUCUAAGCAAUCAGAUUUCAGUGGUGUGAAGCGUAGAAGACAUGGAGUAAUCACACAAACUUUCCUGCAUGCAGAAAAAUAAAAUCACAAGAGAGACUCACCAAGGCCACAUUUCUUAAUAAUCAAUGAGCCAAAAUUCUAAACUAAGUAACAUCAAUUUUGGAGUUGGAGUCAGUUUUUGUAUCCUUAGAUCAGUAUUCUCAGGCUUUUCUCUGUACUGUAGUAUGUGUUUGUGUGUGGGCGUGGAUAUUUGGUUUCAGUUGCUGCUUGAAGCACUUGGAGUAUGCUAAACAAUGUAAAUGUAUUCCUCCCCUGACCUUGUGCCCUCCAUUUUUGUGCAGAGAGGUUUGAAGUCUAUAACUUCCCCACUUUUAACCUCCCCGUAAAGCAAUUUGCCUUGCAUGUGCCCUUUAACACAAAGCAUCAAUAUCACUGUGCUGUUUUUUUGUUCGUGGGCCAAACAGCCAACAUGUGGCACACAAAAAUAAAGACACACACACACACACACACACACACACACACACACACACACACACACACACACACACACACACACACACUUAGUUCUUCCAAGAUGAGCUUGAAUGAUGACCCCUCAUGCAAAUAAACUCGGUACAAACUGUUACAUGUUCCUGUCUGGUAUGUUUACUGUGUUUAAUCCUUGUAAGAAAAUGUGCUAAAUGCAUAAUCCGAACUCUAUUCUUAACUUAAAAUUAGUCCACCAUUAUUUUGCUCCCUUAUAAUCUGUACAUUUUGAGAUGAGUUUCAUAAUGUGCUAUGCUUUCUUUUGAAAAUCAGUAGAAAAAUUCAAAGAAAAAUAAAAGUAGUGGAUUUCAACAACUACCCCAGCCUAUAAAGUAUUCGUAUUACUCUGUGGGAAGUUUCAGCCAGUGGUGUGCCUUGAACAGUUUUAUAUGUGUGCUUAGAUUAGUUCAAUCAAUACUCCCUGUGGAUUGGAUGUUCAUUUAUUUUCAGAAUAAAAUUGCAAAUGAUUUUUUUUUGUCUUUGCCCUUGGGUUAUGGUGUUGUUGUCUUUAUAAACAACAAAUGCAGGUUAUUGCUCUGUUGUCUUUAUAAACAACAAAUGCAGAUUAUUGCUCCUUAGUUUCAAUAAAUCAUGGUUGUAUGUAUGGAACUGCUUUUAAUAGCUAUACAAUAGACAUACAAUAGAGAGCUGAAUGCAACCAGGGAAAUAUACCAUAUAUGUAUGCUUUUGGUGGAAAAGCAUGUUCUGCUUCAAAAUAGGCUUUCUAUUUUUCUCUUUGAAUAUUAACUGGAGUUUAACAUUCUCACUGAAUUUUUAUUGCUCAGUGAAUGUUCUAGCUACAUACUUGCAAUAAGAUAGUAUUUUAGUUUUUUUAAUGACUUAUAUUAUUACAUACUGAAUUAUGUAUUGAUAUUAAAUUAAAAGUUUUCCAUAUAAGGAAAUGUUCAUUAUACAUACUACACUACAAGAUUAAAAAGGUUUGAGAAACAAAAUCUUAUUUACUUACAGUAUUAUCAGUUAUGAAUUUUGUUUUAAAUGCUUAAUAGCAAAUUCUCAUUAAUACAGAGUGCCAAAAUCUUCCUUUGAGAGAACGAACAAGAUAUCCUUGGAAAAGAGCCCAAUUCAGGCCUUUAACACAGGAUUUUCCUUCAACAGAAUCUGAUCCAACUAACUCAUCCAUCCUCAGAGGAAUAGAAUGUCUUGCAUCAUGAUUCUAGAACACAGAGGCUUUUUAAAAAUAAAGACAAUUCAAAAAAAUAUCAAAACAUGAUUUAUACUCAGAUGAUGAUAACUGCACUAUUUUUCCUCCUCCUAAGUCCAAGCCUCAGUGAAGAUACAGUGGAGGAGGAGAUAGGAUCCUAUCAGUUGCAGCGACUGGUGGAGCUGCUGACAGUUCAUGAGUGUGAAAAGCUGCUCAUGACCCUGUCCAACCCAGAGGAACACAUCUUCAAUCGGCCCGAUCUCGUAUAUGAAGAGACAAACCAAUUCAGACUGCCGUCCCGCACGCCAAGAGAUACAGAUAAAGAGUCCCACUGUCAUCCGGCUCUGAUAGACUGGCUGAAGACUCAUGAUGAGCAAAUGUACUACGACAGCCUGUAUAGCACUCUUCAACAGAUCGGAAGGACUGACAUUGCAGUAGAGAUGGGAAAGAACAUUAACCAGGACAAGAUUCUGGCCAUGCAACGCUUUGUUGAGGAAUACCAUGAGCAGGUCAGCAAAAUGACAUCCCAUUUUAUGCGCUCACAAGCUGAGGAAACAAGUCACAAAGAAACACAUCAUUCUGCAAAACAAGUGAGGAGCUUGUCCUGGAAGGAUUUGGACCUGGUCAUGGAGCGACAACCAAUGCCACCCUAUCAGCACCACAUGCUGGAUGGUGCAUGGCCUCUGUUCCAUGGACUCAUCCUUGGAGUUUGCUGUGCACUGCUCUUAGGCAUACCUUUAUUGCUAUUUAUCUUAUGUCUACCACUAUGUGAUCUCUCUAGUCAAUCUUAAUCUAAUGAUAAUCCCAACACGAGCAACACCAUAUACACUGGUGUUCCUUUCACCUUGAUUUUGUGCUAGCAUUAGAGAAGAUUACACUGAAACCACAGAACUGAAAGGCAAAAGCUACAGGAUGCAUUUUUUGUAAUGAGUAUUAGAUACUAUAAAAUUGAUCAUAAACAAUGUUGUGCUGUAAUUGAUUUUACCAUUAUAUUUUAGUGUAGAGAGUCACGUAAUGGAGGCCAAGAUGGACGCAGUUGCAGGUAAAACACCGUCUUUAAUGAAACGUAGACAAACAAAUCCAAAACAAGAGGCAAGUUGUAAAUCAGGCAAGGCAGAAACAUGAACAAAAUAAAUUAGAGCAGAGUCACAACCAGAUAAGCAAACAGAGAAAUAAGGCUUGGUAAUGUCAGGUGCACAAAAACAAUACUGAGCAUAUACUGAGCAGGUGGGGUUACUGAGGUGGUAGAACGUCCCUGGUUAGGGGACCAGGGAAAACUGGCUUUAGUCGGCAGAUGUGGAAAGAUGGCUGUGAUGACGUAAAUCUAGUUUAUAACUUAAGUGAUUUGUUUAAAAAAAGUUAAAGGUCAGAGUUUAUUACAACUUAGUGGGUAUCUCACAUCUUUUGUGGCGAGCCAGACCUGAGCUCCUGGCUAAUAUUGAGGAUUCUCCACUCACCUUCAGACAGCAUUGGCUUUGUAUACUCGGGCAGCUUGUUCCAGACAUUGGUCAUUGCUUUUCCAAACCUGUUCACUUUUUCAAAACCAGUCAUCCACUGCUGACGAGUCUGUGGGAUUGGUAUUCCAGGGGAAUUGUGGAGGUUAGUAUCCAAGCAUGGCAGAAACUGGGCCCAGUCUUCUGGAUUGGCAGCACAGAAUGUUUGAAGGAACUGCCCCACGUCUUGGUUAGCUCUUUCUAUCUGGCCAUUACCCUGUGGAUGAUAUCCGAAGUUAGGUUCACAGUUAACUACAGCUUCCCAUAAAACUAGCCCACAUAUGGGAAGUAAAUAGGGCUGGUCACUCACUAUUUUCCCCAGGACUCCAAAAUAUCUGAACACAUGACAGAACAGGAGCUCAGCUGUGGUAAGAAAAAGAAGGUAUGCUGGGGAGCAGGAUUAACCAUAGUGAUUUAGCAACAUAGUGAAAAGCAAUUGAUUACUGCCAGGAUGGCAGUGUUUCCCUCCGAGUCUGACAGGUCAGUGAGGAAGUCUUUUGUUAAGUGGGACCAGGGCCACUGUGGUGUGGGUAGUGGGAGAAGUUUACCAGCUGGCAUGGAGUGAGGCACUUUGGCUUGCACACAUAUGGUGCAGGAGGACACCACCUGGUGUAUGUCAGCAAACAUAGGUGGCCACCAAUACUUUUCUGUAAGGAGAUGAUAUGUACGAUGAGCGCCCAGGUGACCAGUCACCAAGGCGGUGUGGGCCCGUAUGAUAAGUUUUGUUCUGAGCUGCUCAGGGACAAAGAGCCUGUUAAUUGGGAAUGAGAGGGGUAUGGCCCAGUCCAUCUCCCAAGUGAUAGCUCAUAUGAGAUAGGAGUGGGGUUAGAAUGUGCUCCUCUUCAAUGUCACAGGAUUCACAGGAAUAGACAUGGGACAGGGCAUCCGCUUUUAUGUUCUUGGAGCAACGUGAUAUGGUACGGUAAACUGAAAUUGAGCACAAAACAGGGACCAAGAAGCUUGUCGGGGGUUUAACUGCUUGGCUAUGUGAAGAUACUCAAAGCUCUUAUGGUCAGUGAAUACUACAAAUUGAUAAGUGGCCCCCUCUAGCCAGUUUUUCCACUCUUCCAAGGCAAGUUUGAUAGCUAGUAGCUCAUGGUUGCUCACAUCAUAAUUUUGCUCAGUGAGGCUCAGCUGGGGAGAGUUUAUGUGAAAAGAAGGUUGAUGAAUGGAGCUUGGGAUUAUCCCCGAAUCACUGAGAGAGUAGUGUAAUUCAGUAAUACAGUGAGGAUUGUAGUCUAAUUCAGUGCUUUUUGUGCAUCCAUAAAAAAAUAACACAUAAAUACUUAUAUACAAUAAAAACUAAAAUAAAUGAAUUAUAUAUAUAUAUAUAUAUAUAUAUAUAUAUAUAUAUAUAUAUAUAUAUAUAUAUAUAUAUAUAUAUAUAUAUAUAAACACACAAACACACUAUCUCACAAAAGUGAGUACACCCCUCACACUUUUGUAAAUAUUUGAUUAUAUCUUUUAAUAUGACAACACUGAAGAAAUGACACUUUGCUACAAUGUAAAGUAGUGAGUCUACAGCUUGUGUAACAGUGUAAAUUUGCUGUCCCCUCAAAAUAACUCAACACACAGCCAUUAAUGUCUAAACCGCUGGCAACAAAAGUGAGUACACCCCUAAGUGAAAAUGUCCAAAUUGGGCCCAAAGUGUCAAUAUUUUGUGUGGCCACCAUUAUUUUCCAGCACUGCCUUAACCCUCUUGGGCAUGGAGUUCACCAGCGCUUCACAGGUUGCCACUGGAGUCCUCUUCCACUCCUCCAUGAUGACAUCACGGAGCUGGUGGAUGUUAGAGACCUUGUGCUUCUCCACCUUCGGUUUGAGGAUGCCCCACAGAUGCUCAAUAGGGUUUAGGUCUGGAGACAUGCUUGACCAGUCCAAUCAUGUGAAAUACUGUAAACUUCUGCCCACAAGAAUGUUUGAGAUGUUUGAGAAUGUUUGAGAGAGGAGGAGCCGCACAAACUCUGAGUGCAACACAGUCACUCGGCUUUACAAUCUCAAACAGCAACGAGCCAAAAUAAAAUCUAAAUCUGUUUUA
This is a messenger RNA of Ictalurus punctatus (channel catfish), 5535 nucleotides long. RefSeq names its product transmembrane and death domain protein 1. The coding region runs from base 2073 to 2798 and encodes 241 amino acids. The transcript has 6 exons. Lineage: Eukaryota; Metazoa; Chordata; Actinopteri; Siluriformes; Ictaluridae. The record is from RefSeq and is a predicted model, not a curated record.